CCUGCAUAUUUAUCCUGCGACUUGGACUUGGUUUCGCUACAGUAUGCAGUAUUUAAUGACCCUGACCCUGCCUUACCGGACUUUGUACCUUACAAAAACUAUCAAAUCCCUGAGUUUGCAUCUGUGAAAGGCCACCAGUAUGGAGAGAGCAACACUACUUAUUUGCCUGUUUGGCUUCUUUAAGGAACUGCGGCCAUCAGAGCCGUUCUUGACCCCUUACCUUAAGGGGCCGACGAAGAACUUAACAGAGGAGCAGGUGACCAAUGAGAUCUACCCGGUGUGGACGUACACGUAUUUCCCCACCUUACUGGUCAUCUUCCUCCUGACGGACUACGUACGAUACAAGCCGGUCAUCAUAUUCGAGGGUUUCACUCUCAUCCUGACGUGGGUUCUCCUGUUGUGGGGACACGGGGUCGCCAUGAUGCAGGUCAUGCAGGUCACCUACGGUCUGUCCACCGCCGCGGAGAUCGGAUAUUACUCCUACAUCUACUCUGUCGUACCUCGGGACAGAUACCGCAGAGUGACCGGUUAUAACCGGAGCGUCGUCUUAGUGGGUAGGUUUGCAGCAGCAGUAACUGCCCAAGUGCUGAUCUCCGCAAACCUCGUUGAUUAUUUUGCGUUGAACUGUUUUUCUCUAGGAAGUGUCAGCAUAGCGUUUAUCCUAGGCUUCACCCUCCCCACGGCGAGGAAGAGUUUGUUCUUUCACAAGGAUGUGAAGAACCAUGAAGAACUUCUUAAGACUGAAAAGGGCAGUUUGGAAGGUUCAAGACUGACUUGUGAAGGACAAGAUGAACAUGGUAUCACAGAUGGUUGUCAUGGCUCAUUAGAGCUGCAUGGAGGCGCAGAAGAGCUGAUAACUCCAGACAAACCAAGGAGUAGUGAAGAUGAUGUCAUUCUCUCUGUAAGAGAUGAUAACACAGCUGACAACAAGGGAACUGCAGACUAUUGCCAUCCAAAGGCCCUUACAACAGAUUUUGAAACAAGUCCACGGUGCAGGGGUCAGUUGGAAUGCCUGACCACACUACGGCAGCUUGGCCUGAGCCUGCGGGAGGCCUACCGGUCAGAGGUCCUACUGACAUGGUCACUCUGGUGGGCAUUUGCCAAGUGUGGUAAUUCCCAGGUGGGGAAUUAUGUACAGAACCUGUGGGACAUCAUCAGCCCCUCCAGUCAGCACAGUGUGUAUAACGGGGCUGUGGAGGCUGCGGCAAUGCUGGCAGGUGCGCUUGUGUCCCUGCUGAUGGGCCAUGUGAAGUUGAACUGGACAGUAGUGGGAGAAGCGGUGCUGGGGUCCGUCUCACUGGGGAUGGCCGUGCUGCUGUUCGUCAUGGCAACCACAGACAGCAUCUGGGUCUGCUACGUCUGCUACGUGUUCUACAGAACAGCCUACCAGGCACUCAUCACCAUAGCAACGUUUGAAGUUGCGAAGAGCCUGGACAAAGCCCUGUAUGCACUACUGUUUGGGGUGAACACGUUUGUGGCCCUGGCACUACAGACACUGCUGACAGCUGUGGUGGUUGAUAGGAGAGUUCUCGCUACACCUGUACAGGCACAGUACACUGUGUAUGGGAGCUACUUCUGUGCCAUAGCAGCGGCAUAUCUGCUGAAGUCCCUGGUGACCUGUACACAAGCAGGAUGGCGACAAACCUGGAAGAACUGCUGGGUUACAACGACGUGUGACGACAAUUAAGGAAUAUAUUCAAAGGCAUCCAGCUAGUGCAAUAGACAUUUCGGGGAGGCAAAACAAACAAAAUAUACUAGAUGAGGAAAUCUACCAGAUGAAGUAGAUUAUAGUCAUGUACUUAGCUACUGUAAUUCACUUUAUGUUCACGGUAGCAAAAGUUCACGGUCUGAGAAAAAUGGACAUGUUCAUGGAACCAUAUAUUCACAGUGGCGACAGGUGCGGGGAAAAAGGAAGUCCAGGAAUUGUUUAUUAACUGUAAUGAUAAGUUGACGGUAUAGAAGUGACAGUGAAAACAGUGAACAUGACAGUAGUACAGUACAGUGGAAAAAUCAGGAAUGUGCUUUGGCUUACAUUAUACCUGUUACAAUUGGGGCAAUAAAACUUUGAUUUGAC
Messenger RNA from Branchiostoma belcheri (Belcher's lancelet), 2074 nucleotides. RefSeq names its product thiamine transporter 2-like. Gene Ontology annotation, molecular function: vitamin transmembrane transporter activity. The transcript has 6 exons. The record is from RefSeq and is a predicted model, not a curated record. Gene Ontology annotation, biological process: transmembrane transport; vitamin transport. Bases 140 to 1687 code for a protein of 515 amino acids. Gene Ontology annotation, cellular component: plasma membrane. Lineage: Eukaryota; Metazoa; Chordata; Leptocardii; Amphioxiformes; Branchiostomatidae.